Molecule: messenger RNA, 7113 nt
Organism: Aureobasidium vineae
Lineage: Eukaryota; Fungi; Ascomycota; Dothideomycetes; Dothideales; Saccotheciaceae
Source: the annotation of a GenBank genome assembly
AUGCGCGGCCAAUGGCUGCUAUCACUGGCGUUGAGCGCCGGUGCAGCUCAGGCUCUUCGCUAUGACGAGAGAUAUGUCGACUGGAACCUGAAUAUGAACCAGGAAGCGGUCAACCCAUUGGAAUACUUCACCAUCUACGAGAAUCACACAUACCAUCCUUCUCCAGAUAAUUGGCGGUUCCCCUUCUACAGUUUCUUCAUGGACCGAUUCGUGAACGGAGAUCCGAGCAAUGAUAACAUUAACAACGAUAUANNGGACCACACCUACUUGGACGCACACUUCGGUACUGUCGCUCAAUGGAGAGAAUUGAUCAACGACAUCCAUUCACGCGGCAUGUACGUCCUCCUUGACAACACCAUGGCAACCAUGAGCGACGUCAUCGCUUUUGAAGGGUAUUUGAACAGCAGUGCACCUUGGUCGUUCACAGAACACAAGGCUGUAUAUAAGUCGGCAGAACGCUACUCAGAUUGGGAAUUCAACAACGAAUGGCAUGAUGAGUGCCCAUACGACUAUCCUCGGUUCUGGGACCAAGGCGGCGCCCGAAUCCAGGAUAAUAACACUUCAAAGAUGGUUGGUUGCAUGGACAGCGAAUUCGACCAAUACGGCGAUGUUGGUGCCUUUGGACAGUACGAUGAGUGGCAGAAGCAAAUGUCCAAAUUUAACGGUGUCCAAGAUCGUCUUCGCGAUUGGCGUCCCUCGGUUCAGACCAAGCUUCAGCACUUCAUGUGUAUGAUGCUAGAAGCUCUCGACUUCGAUGGUUUUCGUAUCGACAAAGCCAUGCAGGUCACUGUUGACGGACAAGGCAACUUUUCACACGCGAUGAGAGAGUGUGCAUCGAGUUUGGGAAAAUACAACUUCUUUAUUCCAGGCGAGAUCGUCAACGGCAACGGUAAAUCGAGUUGGACCGGAUUUCUCCAAACUCUGCUAACAAGAAUCCANGCCAACGGUGCAAUCUAUUUGGGACGAGGCAAAGAACCAGGAAUGGCUGUUGAAAACAUCACCGAAGCUGCAACUACAAACUCGACUUACAUCCGUGAUGACCAACAUCAAGCUCUGGACGCUGGCGCUUUCCACUACACCAUCUACCGCGGGCUGAUGAGAUUCCUCGGACUCGAUGGUAACCUACUCGCGGCAGGUGAUGCGAGUGUGAACUUUGUAGACGCAUGGCAUACUAUGAUUCAGACCAACGAUUUUGUGAACGCUAACAAUGGCAAGUUCGACCCUCGCCAUAUGUAUGGUGUCUCAAAUCAGGAUGUUCUGAGAUGGCCUGGUCUUAUCAACGGUACUGAAAGACAGGUCUUGGGAUCUUUUGUCAACACCCUCCUGGUUCCUGGUAUCUCUAUGGUUUCCUGGGGUGAAGAGCAACUCUUCUAUGUCCUCGACAACACCGCCGCCAACUACAUCUACGGCAGACAAGCUAUGAGCUCGGCACAAGCCUGGCAAAUGCAUGGUUGCUACAAAGUCGGUGACGAGAAUUUGAGCAACUUCCCUGUCAACAGUUCGCUUGUUGGUUGCCAAGAUGACGCCGUGUCGUUGGAUCACCGUGACCCAACCCACCCCAUGUACAACUACCUCAAGUCAGGACACGAGAUGAGACGAAGAUACCCCGUGCUCAACGAUGGCUUCGAUGUUCGUCAACUGUCUAACCAGACUUUCGAGUACUAUCUGAAUGGAUCCUUCGGAGUCCCAACCGAAACAGGUAUCUGGAGUGUCUAUCGCGGAGAGCUGGAAGGUGCACAAGAUCUCUCAGACGCUGGCGGUCAUGGAAAUCAGCCUGUCUGGCUAGUUUACAGCAACUACAACGGAUCCAGAAACUACACGUUCGACUGCAGUAGUACCGACGGACUUGCUAUCAUCUCNCCCUACGACGCCGGUACCACCGUCAAGAACCUGUACUAUCCUUUCGACGAGAGAACUCUCGAGCCCUCCAUGGAGAAGCUCAACUUCAAUGGAUCCACCGAAUACAACGGUUGUUUGCCUUGGCUUAACAUGACCAAGUAUGGUUAUGCAGCCUUUGUUCCCAAGGACGUCUGGGAGGCCCCAUCUCCUUCGCUGACAAAAAUGAUACUCAACGAUACCUUCAUCGGCCACGACUCGCGAAUCCUAGUGAGCAACGAAGACAAGGAAACCUUGACACUGGAACUUCGCUUCUCAGGAGAGAUGGAUUGUGACUCUGUCCGUCAGUCGAUCAACAUCACAUCUACUACUGGUGAUGGAUCGGUAGCGGUCAUUGACACCAAUAGUGUUGAUUGUCUGACCACAGAACUUCUGGAUGAACCUCUCUUCUACGGCGCUGUACCCUCCUUCUGGAGAUUCCGCACGAACAUUACAAAUGUCGCUAACGGUAUUCACACAAUCACAGUCAACAACGCCACUUCUGCUAGCAAGAAUAGCUUCACUGGCUCUAAGGACCACCUGAUGUUCCGAGUUGGUCAGAUCGACAAUCCAAUGGUCUUCCCUUUCAGGGCAAACUACAGCUCGACACUCCUUUUUAGCAGCAACGGUUUGACAAAACGUGCAUCCGAGACAUCUGGUACCCAGGAAGAUGCUUUCUACGUCCAGCACAAGGCCCCUGGUGCCGACAAGUGGAGAUACUCUCUGACCUGGGGUGCAGUAUGGUCUGACUGGAUGGACUACCAAAGCGGCAACAGCACGCUCGACAAGCAAAGCUGGGCAGGCACGAAGAGACAGAAGUGGACUGGUGACCAUGUCAAGGUUCAGUACUGGUCCAAGGCAACAGGCAGUAGCGAUCAUCUUCAAGAAGGCGAUGUUUAUGGAUCCUCAGAGCAUAUGCGUCGCUUCCCCCAUUUCUUCGUCCAUGGUUCAUUCAACGAGUAUGGUUAUGACUCUGGUCUGGACAACAAGAUGAAGCUCGUUGGCAACAGCACUUGGGAGUACGACUUCAUGACGGAGUGGCCAUCUCAAUUUCAGUUAAAUGUGUGGGGAAUGACUGAAUAUGGCACUCCAGAUGUUUCUGCCGCCUUUGGUGAUAUCGACAACGACACAGUACUGGACAGAAUUGGCCCAACAUCACUUGAAAUGUCGGUCGUCAACAUUACCGAUCACGGACCCGAGUCUCCUUUCCUGGCAUGGCGCAUCCACUUCAGUGAUGCCUCUUUCCGUUACGUUCUCAUCCCUGUCGGCAACCGCUGGAGGCAGUUGGCUCUAUUCAUCAUGCUAGCAAUCAUUCCCCCAAUCUCGGCUCUUGUUGGUAUCUCGGCUUACCGCAAAGCCUUCUAUGGAGUGAAAUUCAACCAAAUCGGCCUGGCAGAUCCCAAGUCUCUCAUUCCUGUUGCUAUCAGAAACAAGUUUAGCAANAGAGAAGUGCUGAACGAGAAGGAUGCAGCUAUCUCGUCUAGCUCCGAAACUGUUGGUGAUAUCGUCGUGGACAACGGCGGCAUCAUCACAGCCGGCGCCAUGGUCAAGCGCAGGACUGUUCUGAUCGGCACAAUGGAGUAUGAUAUUUCAGACUGGAACAUCAAGAUCAAGAUUGGAGGUCUCGGAGUUAUGGCCCAGCUUAUGGGCAAGAACCUCCAGCAUCAGGAUCUUAUCUGGGUGGUGCCUUGCGUUGGUGGAAUAGACUACCCUGUUGAUACUCCUGGCGAGCCGGUUGAUGUUACCAUCCUUGGCAAGGUCUAUGAGGUCCAGGUUCAGUACCACAAGCUCGAGAACAUUACCUACAUGCUUCUCGACGCGCCAGUCUUCAGAAAGCAAUCAGCAAAAGAACCCUACCCUGCUCGCAUGGACGAUCUCGACUCUGCUAUCUACUACUCUGCCUGGAAUCAGUGUAUCGCCGAGGCUUGUCGUCGUUUCCCCAUCGAUCUCUACCACAUCAACGACUACCACGGCACCAUUGCACCACUGUACCUCCUUCCUCAGACUAUUCCUGUCUGCUUGUCGCUCCAUAACGCCGAGUUCCAAGGCCUUUGGCCAAUGAGAAACGCAAAGGAGAGAGCUGAGGUUUGCUCUGUCUACAACCUCUCAGAGUCUGUCGUUGCCAAGUACGUACAGUUUGGUGAAAUUUUCAAUCUCCUGCAUGCUGGUGCGAGCAUUCUUCGUAUUCACCAAAAGGGCUUUGGAGCUGUUGGUGUCAGUAAGAAGUAUGGCAAGCGCUCUUGGGCACGUUACCCAAUCUUCUGGGGGCUCAGCAACAUCGGUGCCUUGCCUAACCCUGACCCUUCAGAUGUCGCGGCAUGGGACAAGAAGCUGGCCAAUCCCAAGGAUGCUGUAAUCGAUGAGGUCUAUGAAUCUACCAGAGCUGGUCUGAGACGCCAAGCUCAGGAGUGGGCGGGACUUGAAGUCAAGCCUGAUGCUGAUUUGUUCGUCUUCGUCGGUCGCUGGAGUAUGCANAAGGGUAUUGAUUUGAUCGCUGAUGUCUUCCCUGCCAUCCUUGAGAAGAACCCGAACGUCCAGCUACUCUGCGUUGGCCCCUGUAUUGACUUGUACGGCAAGUUCGCAGCGCUCAAGCUCGAAAUCAUGAUGAAGAAGUAUCCUGGCCGUGUCUACUCGAAGCCCGAGUUCACCGCUCUCCCACCAUUCAUCUUCUCAGGUGCAGAGUUCGCCCUUAUUCCCAGUCGUGACGAGCCUUUCGGAUUGGUCGCUGUCGAGUUCGGCCGCAAAGGUGCUCUCGGUGUUGGCUCACGCGUCGGAGGUCUUGGACAGAUGCCUGGUUGGUGGUACACUAUCGAGUCCCAAACCACCAAGCAUCAGAUGCACCAGUUCAAGAUGGCUAUCGAUGGCGCUUUGAAGUCAAACUAUCAGACCAGAGCAAUUAUGCGCGCCAGAAGUAGCGUGCAGAGAUUCCCUGUCGCUCAGUGGAAGGAAGACCUUGAGAUCUUGCAGACCAAGUCUAUUAAGAUUCACAACAAGCGUGUUGAGAAGAAGCAGCGUAACGGUGGCAUGUCUGUUGCCACAACUCCUUUCGGCAGUGGCUACAACACCCCUAACAUGCCUGGCUGGAUGACUCCUAGNUGGAUGGGGCACUCCUGGCGCCGGUACGCCAUGGGGCAGAGGCACACCCAACCCAUCCAGACCUUCUUCCCCACUCGCCCAGGAAACACUGCAGAAUCUUCGCCAACAACGUCUCGCAACAACUCGCUGUCUCUUGGCACUCGCGCAGGUCCCGGCCACGUUCAAACCAGGGCUCGCAGCUUCUCCGGCUCUCGUCCUACACUCUCUCGAAGAAACUCGACUGAAGUCGGUCAGGGCAGAAACCGCCUUUCAAUGAUUGCAGACGAGGAAGUAGGCAUCUCCAGCGAAGAGGCACAGCAAGCUAAAGAGCAAGCACAAGCAGAGGCCCGUUCUGGCUUCCCCUUCUUGGCUCAAGAUCCAUUCGGUAUCAACAGCCCUUAUAUUCUCUCGCCCGCCGCAACACCUGGAAUGGCCAGCCCUUCUGCCUCGUCGCCGUUUUUGCCAUUCCAUUCUCCCUUGGGCCGAUUAGCUAACGUAGAGUCUACUCUGACUGUCGACAAGGUUAUCGAGCAGAAGGAAGACAAAACACCUCAGGAUCUGCUACCGUUCUUUACUGACUCCACUGGCUUAUACUACCGCACCUUCGAACGCAAGCUUGAAGAUCUCACCGGUAAGAAUUCAGAAUCUGCCUUGUGUAUCGAGGAGUACCUCGAAAAGUCUGAGAAGCAGUGGUUCAACCGCAUGCAUGAUGUCAAGAUGGCUAGGGAGACCCCUGCAGCCACUCGUGCCAACUCACCCACUGGUCAGGUCUUCAGCACCAAUAUCGAUCCCGAGAAAGAGACCUCCGAUCAGUUCUUACUGCCCCAAGACUAUCAAGCUCCUACAGGUGUCCGUCGUAUGAUGAUGUACAAGGUUGGAGACUGGCCCAUCUACUCUUUCUUCCUUGCACUUGGUCAGAUCAUUGCUGCAAACAGCUACCAGAUCACUCUGCUUACUGGAGAAAUUGGUGAGAGUGCAAGCAAGUUGUACGUCGUGGCUUGCAUCUACCUCGCUGCUUCGUUGGUCUGGUGGUUUGCCUUCCGUCGUUUUGCAUUGAUUUACACAAUGGCACUCCCAUGGUUCAUCUAUGGCUUUGCCUUCUUCCUCUUGGGUAUGGCUCCUUAUGCGGCCACCGCCUCUGGACGUGGGUGGGUCCAAAACGUCGCUACUGGAUUUUACUCGUUUGCGAGUGCUGCUGGGUCUUUCUUCUUCGCACAAAACUUUGGUAGCACUGGCUCUGCACCUGUCAAGACCUGGGGCUUCCGUGCUUGUAUGAUUCAAGGAACUCAGCAACUUUACAUCGUCGGUCUAUGGUACUGGGGUGACAAACUUUCGGCACUUAGCGACAGUGGCAAAGGUGCAUCUACUUUGGUAACCUAUGGUUCUACCAUGACAGCCAUUGGUGUGCCAAUUGCCCUGUUCCUCUGGGCUAUCGGUAUCCUCCUUUGGCUUGGCUUACCCGCAUUCUACCGUCAAGCGCCUGGUGCAGUACCCUCCUUCUACACCGCCGUCAUGAGACGUAAGGUUAUUGUCUGGUUCUUCGUUGCUGUGUUUGUCCAGAACUACUUCCUCGCUUCCAUCUACGGUCGCAACUGGAAGUACCUUUGGAGCUCCAAGCACGCACCUGGCUGGGCCAUCUUCCUGUUGAUUGUUCUGUUCUUUGUUGUCAUCUGGGCUUUGUUGCUAUGGUGGUUCUCGCAACUGAGUACCACGCAUUCCUGGUUCAUUCCCAUAUUUGCCAUUGGUCUCGGCGCUCCUAGAUGGUGUCAGAUCUUGUGGAGCUGCAGCAACAUUGGCAUGUACUUGCCAUGGGCUGGUAGCCCUAUGGCCUCGGCACUUCUGGGUCGUGGUCUAUGGCUUUGGCUCGGUGUACUCGACUCUGUCCAAGGUAUCGGUUUCGGCAUGAUCUUGCUGCAAACAUUGACUCGCUUCCACAUCACCUUCACCCUCGUGGCCGCACAAGUCAUCGGGUCCGUCGCGACUAUCUUGUCCAGAGCCACAGCGCCAGAUGCCACAGGCCCCGGCGACGUAUUCCCUGACUUUUCGGUCAACUGGAAAGACGGUCUCGCCAGUGCAGACUUCUGGAUCUGUCUGAUCUUCCAACUGUGCAUUUGUGUUGGAUUCUUUACUUUCUUCCGCAAAGAGCAGCUUUCCAAGCCUUGA